AUGCCGAACAACCCACUAAUCACACCUUAUCUUCGUCAAGUAGAAAUUCCUGGAAUUACUCUCUCUGUACUGAAAACCACUGUUGGGCUACUGUAUCAGCUUCACCAAGUCGCUGCUUUAGUCUUCCAAUGCAUCAGUUUGUCUGCCUUUUUGCUAUUUUUUUCUACUCAUUUUUUUGCCUGGGAGUUUAUUAACGCAUUUUCAUCAAUCGAGAUACAAGUUUGGGCUGUGGGGCUCAACAAUUUGGAAGCAGAAGGCAACAAACUGGAGGACGUGGACCUGAACGAUCAACAUGGCCUUAUUGCCAUGGCUGAUUCCACCAACAAAAUUGCUAAUUCGAGUCCGGUUUAUCCAACAGAAAAAAUUGUCACCGUGGCGGAAGAGACUUCGAAAAAUGUAACAUGUAGGAGGACGACAGCAUAUUUUUUAUUUUUUAUUGCGUUAGCUGCAGUUGUGCUGUCUUCAUUUACAACUUACUGGGUAACCAAGGGUAUUUAUGACCGAUCGCUGGAAAUUAAGCCAUUCGCUGAUUAUCACAGUUUGGCUACCAAUGCAUCUAUUGAAGAGUUAUCAUUGAAAGAGGAGACUAAUGAUCCGACUGCUGCUGAAUUACGUCUUCCAAAGGAUUUGGUUCCGAUAUGGUAUGCUUUUCUUCAUUGCUUGCAUUUUUCUUGGUGUUUUUUUGACAGUGAUGUCAGAAAAACAACUAGCACUAUGCAUCUGAGAGUCAGUACGGUUAUGCAUUUAUCCUUUAAGCGACUGUGGGCAUCGUCUUUUCUGCAUGUAGCAGGGGCGUGA
This is a messenger RNA of Gongylonema pulchrum, 798 nucleotides long. The record is from the annotation of a GenBank genome assembly. NCBI's taxonomy places the organism in Eukaryota, Metazoa, Nematoda, Chromadorea, Rhabditida, Gongylonematidae.